ACAGGCCCCUGGCCCUCCCAGGGUGUCUUGGAGACCGGGGUCUUCAGGGGAAGGCCUUCCUCCUCAGGCGGAGGGAACAUGGCGGGAGGCGGAGGAGCGGCCCUGCUCGUCCUGCUGCUGUCCUGCUGGCGCCCGGCGGAGCCCCAGCCCGUCAACGUGACCUCAGGUCCAACCACUGAAAUGCCACCCAGUUCUAAAGGUCAGGAGGAUAUACCUGGAGUAUUUGAUGAAAUUCUAGUCCAAGAGAUACUGGAAUCAAGUAAUUUGUCAUUGCUUUUGACACAAAGACCGCUAUUGACAUCAACAACGACUGCGAAGAAAGCAAAUCCCGGUUCCUGGGACUCGCGUCACCCAACAUCUGCUGGGGCCCAAACUGCCGGGUUCGCGGCGGUCAGAUGACGCCUGACUCUGUUACAUGUUAACCUUCCGAGGCAGGUUUUCAGCAGAACUUGACAACUCUGUUAGCAUUCCGUAAAAUACAGUGUGGACCCACGUGUGCGCGCGUGUGUAAUCAAAACCUCGUUUCCUU
Hyaena hyaena (striped hyena) is the source of this 529-nucleotide messenger RNA. RefSeq names its product sperm acrosome-associated protein 7-like. The transcript has 4 exons. Lineage: Eukaryota; Metazoa; Chordata; Mammalia; Carnivora; Hyaenidae. The record is from RefSeq and is a predicted model, not a curated record. The coding region runs from base 79 to 399 and encodes 106 amino acids. Gene Ontology annotation, cellular component: acrosomal vesicle.